Messenger RNA from Camellia sinensis, 3354 nucleotides. The record is from RefSeq and is a predicted model, not a curated record. NCBI's taxonomy places the organism in Eukaryota, Viridiplantae, Streptophyta, Magnoliopsida, Ericales, Theaceae.
CCCCACGAUGGCGUGACCGGAGUCCCCUGGCCAUCUCCAAAGAGCCCGCACUACUAUCCUCUCUCUCUAGAAUCCGUAUUUCUCUCACACUUCCUCACGAUUGACCCCACUCUGUUCCUCUGUAACUUCAAUUCAAGUUCUCAUUUCUCGAUCGCUGGAGUGUGUUCAAAGUUUUGCUUCGAAGCUCUCUGGUUAUUCGAGCUUUUGAAGCUCGGUUUUGAAAUGUGGUAAUGGCUAAUAAUGGAGCUUAUAGAAAUGGCAUUCAAAAUCGGCCUCUCUCAUUGAACUCAAAUCCCAAGUCUUCUUCGUCUUCUUUCAAAUCCAAGCCCUCGUCCACCGCUUCCGGUCCCCGCCGCAACAGCACCGGUUCACUUGGCUCCGGCAAGGACGAUGCUGGAGUUUCUGGGAGAGUUCGGGUUGUUGUAAGAUUACGACCGCGAAAUGCAGAGGAGUUGGUGGCUGAUGCUGAUUUUGCUGAUUGUGUAGAAUUGCAGCCAGAGCUCAAAAGGUUAAAACUUCGGAGAAACAACUGGGAUUCAGAUACCUAUGAGUUUGAUGAAGUGCUUACUGAAUUUGCUUCACAAAAGCGUGUAUAUGAAGUAGUGGCAAAGCCUGUCGUUGAAAGUGUUCUGGAUGGUUACAAUGGGACGGUCAUGGCAUAUGGUCAGACUGGAACUGGAAAAACUUAUACACUGGGGCGACUUGGAGAAGAAGACACAGCGGAUCGUGGGAUAAUGGUGCGUGCAAUGGAGGAUAUUUUAGCAGAAAUUUCCCCGGAGACUGAUUUUGUCUCUGUUUCCUAUUUGCAGCUUUAUAUGGAGACUAUACAGGACCUCCUUAAUCCUGCUAAUGAUAACAUAUCCAUCAUGGAAGACCCCAAAACAGGAGAUGUUUCGGUACCUGGGGCUACCCUUGUAGAAAUCAGGGGCCAACAGAGUUUUGUAGAACUUCUACGAUUAGGUGAAGCUCACCGCUUUGCUGCUAACACAAAAUUGAACACAGAAUCUUCUCGCAGUCAUGCCAUUCUAAUGGUACAUGUUAAGAGGUCUGUCAAGGGGAAAGAUUCUGCUCUUUCAAGUGAAAAUGGUAACACGUCUAACGGGCUCAAAACUUUAAAGCCUCCGAUUGUUCGGAAAGCAAAGCUAGUUGUGGUAGAUCUUGCAGGGUCAGAGAGAAUUGAUAAGUCAGGAAGUGAGGGACAUACUUUAGAGGAAGCCAAGUCUAUUAAUCUUUCAUUGAGUGCACUAGGGAAAUGUAUUAAUGCGCUGGCAGAGAAUAGUGCACAUGUUCCAGUGCGCGAUUCAAAGCUUACUAGAUUGCUUAGAGAUUCAUUUGGAGGCACUGCAAGGACUUCGCUGGUUGUUACUGUUGGUCCCUCUCCACGCCAUCGAGGAGAGACAGCGAGUACCAUAAUGUUUGGGCAAAGGGCUAUGAAGGUGGAGAAUAUGUUGAAGAUCAAGGAAGAGUUUGAUUACAAGAGUUUGUCUAGAAGGCUUGACAUACAGUUGGACAAACUCAUUGUAGAGAAUGAGAGGCAGCAAAAAGCAUUCCAGGAUGAGAUUGAAAGAAUAACUAUAGAAGCACAGAAACGUAUCUCUGAGGCUGAAAGAAACUAUGCUGAUGCUUUGGAGAAUGAAAAAUUGAAAUAUCAGAAAGAAUAUAAGGAGUCAUUGAAGAAGCUCGAGGAGCAAUGGUCAAAAGAGCAACAAAAGCAUGGUGGUGGAAAAACCAGAAUUGAAGUAAAAGAUGGUGGCCUCAUCAAGACAUCGAGGGAAGAGAUUCCUGCAGUGUCCUCUGUUGAGGAAGUUGCUGGGGUUAAAAAGUUGCUUCGAGAUGAGAAACUUUUAAGGAAGUCUGCAGAAGAGGAAGUCAAUAAUCUUAGGAAUCAACUACUGCAAUGGAAAAGGUCAGAGGCAGCAGGGAAUUCUGAGAUCUCAAAGCUUCACAAGUUGCUGGAAGAUGAGGUGCAUCAGAAACGUAAACUUGAAGAAGAAAUAGCUGUACUACAAAGUCAACUAUUGCAAUUAAGUUUUGAAGCUGAUGAGACAAGAAGAAGCCUUGAUGUUGGAGCCGGGAAAGUUCCCAGUGAUCUGGAUUCUCUCAUUUCUCAAGUUAGGCAUCCACAGCUGAGAGAUUCAGGAGAUGGGGACAAGGCCUCAAUAGCAAAACUCUUUGAACAAGUGGGAUUGCACAAGAUUUUGUCAUUGCUUGAAGCCGAAGAUGCUGAUGUCCGAAUUCAUGCGGUAAAAGUUGUUGCAAAUCUAGCUGCUGAAGAAACAAAUCAAGAAAAGAUUGUACAAGCCGGAGGUCUUACAUCCUUAUUAAUGCUUCUUAGUAGUUCUGAGGAUGAGACCAUUCAUAGAGUUGCAGCUGGUGCAAUUGCAAAUCUUGCAAUGAAUGAAACCAACCAGGAGCUUAUAAUGGCUCAAGGAGGCAUUAGUUUGUUGUCAAUGACUGCAGCCAAUGCCGAGGAUUCUCAAACCCUUCGUAUGGUUGCUGGAGCCAUAGCUAAUCUUUGUGGCAACGAUAAGUUACAGACGAAGCUGAGAGGUGAAGGUGGUAUUAAGGCAUUACUAGGAAUGGUGAGAUGCAGGCAUCCUGACGUUCUUGCUCAAGUUGCCCGUGGCAUUGCAAACUUUGCAAAAUGUGAAUCCAGGGCAUCUACUCAAGGGUCUAAAAGUGGGAAGUCUUUUCUGAUUGAGGAUGGUGCACUCCCAUGGAUUGUACAAAACGCUAACAAUGAAGCCUCACCAAUCAGGCGCCACAUUGAGCUUGCGCUCUGCCAUUUAGCACAACACGAAGCUAAUGCGAAGGACAUGAUUAGUGGAGGUGCCUUGUGGGAGCUUGUUCGCAUAUCGCAAGAAUGCUCAAGAGAGGACAUAAGGGUUCUUGCACAUCGGACUCUAACUUUGAGCCCAACUUUCCAGGCUGAAGUAAAACGGCUUAGGGUAGAUUACGGAUGAAGAUGCAUGGGACGAUUAGCAAAAAGGGUGUUAUCAAUCGUGCUAAAAUGAUUGAUCGGUCUUUUUGGGAGAACUGAGAAUUUCCAGUAAUGUGGCUGAAGUUUUGUCUGUAGUGGGGUGGCCUUGGGUUUGUAGUUGCUGCUCUCUAGUUGUUAUGUGAAACCCAUUAUUCUUAAUCAUUUUCUUCUAACUUCUGUUAAUUUUUAAUUUAUUCUGUACAUGGAAUGACAAUGAGAAAAGAAAAAAGAAAAAGAUUGUAGUCCUUCAAUCUUGUAGAAUAAAUUCACGUACGAAGUGUUGACACUACAAUAGGAUUCACACCUCACAAGAUACUGUCAUUUGAAUUGACCCUUGCCAAUGAAGCAAACUACGGUUCCACCCGUGUUAUAUA